AUGACUAUGAAUAAACUCAUGGUGUCACUAUUGACUGACAACAAGCUCUUUGUAGCUAAUAUUGUCAAAUGGAAAGAUAACAUCAAUAUUGCUCUCAUCGGUGAAAAUGCCAUGUUUGUGUUAACUGAUGAAGCUCCUGAACAACAAGGUGAGAAUGCGACCAAGGAAAUUAAGGAAAAGCUCGAGCAUUGGAAAAAUGCUAACAAGAAAGCUCGGUACUUUAUGUCGUCUAGCAUGGUCGACACCUUGAAGACAAGGUUUGCCAAUACUCUCAUGGCUGCAGAAAUCAUGAACCAGUUAACUGGACUGUUCAGGAUUACGUCAGAUCAUGCUCGUUUUGAGGCGACGAAGAAUUUUAUAAAUGCACAGAUGAAGCCUCAUCGAAACGUGCAUGAUCACCUGCUCCAGAUGGCAAGUUACUUCUAG
Molecule: messenger RNA, 426 nt
Organism: Cannabis sativa
Lineage: Eukaryota; Viridiplantae; Streptophyta; Magnoliopsida; Rosales; Cannabaceae
Exons: 1
Coding region: 1-426 (141 amino acids)
Source: RefSeq, a predicted model, not a curated record